AUGGGAGAAGGGAAACGGUAUAUUUCGAAUGAAUUUCUGGAAGAAUUUGAAGAUAAUGAGGAAAAUAUAAUUUUAAUAAAAAAUAAAAUUAACGAAUAUUCAUUUAGAUUAAAUAGUGAAAAUGAGAAGCAUGCAAAUCAGUCAAUUUAUUGUGGAAUUGGUGGUAUAUUAUAUAUGGAUAUAGUAUUAUAUGAGUAUAACAAUGAUUAUAUAUAUUUAGAAUUUGGUAAUAAUAUAUUAAAAAGAAUAAAUAAUUAUACUUGUAAAAACUGUAUAAGUUUUUUAGAAGGAAAUAUUGGUGUAAUUAGUUUAUCAUGUAUUUUAAAUGAAUAUAUAGAAAAUAAUAAAAGUGUAGAUAUAAAUAUAAAAGCAUUAAUUCAAAACUUAAAAGAAAAUUCAAAAGAAUUAUUACAAAUAAAUAGUAAUUGUGAAUUAUUAUAUGGGAAAAGUGGAUAUAUAUAUUCUCUUUUAUUUUGUAAAAAUGCAUGGAUAAAUACUAAAUUCAAAUUUUUUAUAUUAAAGAAUUUAUAUAAUAUUAUGAAUUCAAUCAUUGAAUAUGGUUUAACAAAAGCUGAAAAACAUUUUAAUAAUACAUUCCUUAGUUUAUAUUUCGAAUGGCAUAAACAAGUAUAUUUAGGAAGUGCUCAUGGGUAUGCAGGUAUAUUUUUAAUAUUAUAUAAGCUUAUAAUAUUUUUCUUUAAAUAUAUUGAUGAUUUGUCCAUAUCAUUAAUUUUAUGUUAUAAUGACGAAUUAAUAAAUUUAAACGAUUUAGAUAAAAAUGAAAUAAAUAAAUGUAAAAGUGCAGUUAUUUCAAAACUUAAUGAAAAUAUAAAACUUAUAUAUAAAGUAGUAAAUGAAAUAUUGCAAUUUUAUUUAACCGACGAAUAUAAUGUCUAUUCAUCAGUUAGAAGGAAAAAUAAAAGUCAAGAAAAAGAUAAUGCAAUCGAUAAUUCUGAUAAUUUAAAAAAAAAAAAAAAAGAGCAAUUAAUUCAGUGGUGUCAUGGGAAUGUAGGAUUUAUUAUUCUUUUGAUUGAAUUAUUAAAAUAUAAAUAUGUACCAAUUUAUUUUAAAGACAAAUAUAAUCACAAAUUUUUAGAAAAAAUGGGUUUUUUAAUUUGGGAAAAAGGUUUAUUAUAUAAAGGAUUUGGUUUAUGCCAUGGUAUAUCUGGUAAUGGAAUUGCUUUUUUAUAUUUAUAUAAUUUAACAAAUGAUAAAAAAUGGUAUAUUAUGGCAUUAAAAUACGCUCUUUUUUCUAUCAAAUAUUUUGAUAAAUUUUAUAAUAUUCCAGAUAGGCCUAAUUCAUUAUAUGAGGGUUGUGCGGGAUUGAUAGUUUUUUUAUCAUUUGUUUUGAAGCCAAAUUUGACAUAUUUUCUUGGAUAUGAUUUUCCAAAUAGUAUUGUUUCUACUGAUAUGUAA
Molecule: messenger RNA, 1416 nt
Organism: Plasmodium berghei ANKA
Lineage: Eukaryota; Apicomplexa; Aconoidasida; Haemosporida; Plasmodiidae
Product: 7-helix-1 protein, putative
Exons: 1
Coding region: 1-1416 (471 amino acids)
Biological process (GO): peptide modification; carbohydrate metabolic process
Cellular component (GO): plasma membrane
Source: RefSeq, a predicted model, not a curated record